This is a messenger RNA of Erythranthe guttata (spotted monkey flower), 1147 nucleotides long. RefSeq names its product stem-specific protein TSJT1. The record is from RefSeq and is a predicted model, not a curated record. NCBI's taxonomy places the organism in Eukaryota, Viridiplantae, Streptophyta, Magnoliopsida, Lamiales, Phrymaceae.
UUUUGAUGCAGGGUUAUUUGUAUUCAUCAGGCUCUCUGAUGCACAAGAGUCCAUAUUUAUUUCUCGAAUACCGUGAAAUGAUUAGCUGCAGCUGCAGAUUUUGCAUUUAUUUUUAUAUACAUAAUUGUUGUACUCCAGUUUCUGCUCAGGUUAUUACACGUACAUCCUCAAUCACAAGUGAACAAAGGUAGUAAUGUGCCACCUACUUUGUAGCACGUCACUCAGUCAGCCCUCAUUUGUUUUCAGUUGCAAAAAAGGUUAAGUAUUUGGAUAAGAAUAUAUACUAUUGCAACCAUCUUCUUCACCAUCACCAUCACCAGAUAUUAUUAGUCCUUUUUUUUAUAUUUGUUGGAUUAAAAUGUUGGCCGUUUUCGAGAAAUCCAUCGGUAAGCCACCGAUAGAACUGAGUCUUCCGGCGGUGGGGAGGAAGUGUCUGAACGGCUCUCCGGAAGAAAUCGCAGAAACCUUCCGUUCAUGGAGAUCGGAUUCAACUUUCUACUGCCUCUCCGACUCCAACUUCUUGGCUCUGUCUCAUGAAGGUGAAAAUCCAGUAUAUCCGAGAAGUAUAGUAGUGAUGGAUGAUAUAUUCUGCAUAUUCUCCGGUGCACUGUACAACACUUGUGAGCUGAGAAGGCACUACGGUCUAUCAAGACAAGCCACAGAAGCCAUGAUCGUAAUCGAGGCUUAUAGAGUUUUACGCGACCGUGCACCCUAUCCGCCCGACCAGGUCGUCAAAGAACUCGAAGGAAAAUUCUCGUUUAUCCUCUUCGAUUCCAAAGCCUCAACACUUUUCCUCUCCAGGGACCGUGACGGAUCGGUGCAACUUCACUGGGGAAUUGCAGAUGAUGGUUCUUUAGUAUGCACUGAUGACCCAAAUGUCAUAUCUGAAGCUUGUGGGAAAUGCUACACCCCUUUUCCUCCUGGGUGCAUUUUUAUUGGAGGGGAGAGGCUAAUGAGUUUUGAUCAUCCUAUGCAUAAGGUGAGAGGAAUAGCUCAAGAGGAUGAUGAAGGAAAUAUAAGUGGUGUUGUUUUUCAAGUUGACCUGUUGACCAGAUUUCACAGCAUACCUCGAACUGAUAGUGCUGCUAAUUGGGCUAAUGCUACUACUCUAAUUGAAGGAGACUAAUUAUUUAUGUGCUUUUGCCUU